Messenger RNA from Ochotona curzoniae (black-lipped pika), 6081 nucleotides. RefSeq names its product shroom family member 3 (gene SHROOM3). NCBI's taxonomy places the organism in Eukaryota, Metazoa, Chordata, Mammalia, Lagomorpha, Ochotonidae. Gene Ontology annotation, molecular function: actin filament binding. Gene Ontology annotation, biological process: actin filament organization. The transcript has 11 exons. The record is from RefSeq and is a predicted model, not a curated record. Bases 1 to 6045 code for a protein of 2014 amino acids. Gene Ontology annotation, cellular component: adherens junction; apical plasma membrane; cortical actin cytoskeleton.
AUGAGGACCCCUGAGCACGUCGAGGAGGCCGGCGCCACGCUGGGCCGGGACCUGGCGCCCCAGGGAAGGUACAUUUACCUGGAAGCCUUCCUGGAAGGAGGGGCUCCGUGGGGUUUCACGCUGAAAGGUGGCCUGGAGCACGGAGAGCCCCUGAUCAUCUCCAAGAUCGAAGAGGGGGGCAAAGCCGACUCUCCCAGUUCGAGGCUGCGGGCUGGCGACGAGGUGGUGCACAUCAAUGAGGUGGCGCUGAGUAGCUCCCGAAGAGAGGCUGUGUCCCUGGUGAAAGGCUCCUUCAAGACCCUGAGGCUGGUGGUGCGCAGAGAUGUGUGUGCAGACCCAGGCCAUGCAGAUACUGGUGUGCCUAACGCCCUCAGCCCAGAGCCCCACACCUCUGAACUGCAGCACAAGAAGGCAGCAUGGUCAGGAGGGGUUAAACUUCGGCUGAAGCACAGGCGCAGCGAACCUGCAGGCCGACCCCACUCGUGGCACAUGACCAAAUCUGGGGAGACCCUCGCCGAUGCCAGCAUGAUGCAGGUAUCUCAGGGCACGAUCGGCACUCCUUGGCAUCAAAGCUACCAUUCCAGCUCCUCGACAAGCGACCUCUCCACCUACGAGCAUGCAUAUCUGAGGCGGAGCCCUGACCAGUGCAGCUCCCAGGGCAGCAUGGAGAGCCUGGAGCCUAGUGCCAGCUACCCAGCCUGCCAUCUCCUCUCCCCGGCCAAGUCCACCAGCAGCAUUGAUCAGCUUGGCCACCUGCACAGCAAGAGAGACUCUGCUUACAGCUCCUUCUCCACCAGCUCCAGCAUCCUGGAGUACCCGCCCCCUGGCAUCUCUGGCCGGGAGCGUUCCAGCUCCAUGGACAUGACCUCUGCACGAGCCGGCCUGCUGGAAGGGAUGAAGCAGGCAGACAUUCGCUACGUCAAGACCGUCUAUGACACCCGGCGGGGAGUCUCCGCCGAGUACGAGGUGAACUCUUCGGCCCUGCUGCACCCGGGUCGGCAGACCGUGGAUAGCCAGGGCUAUGAGAAAUGGCACAGUGCUCCUCGGGGCAAGGGAGCGCCUCUUCCAUCCUGGAGCCAGCAGUGUCCCAGCUCCCUGGAGACUGCUGCCUCCGUAGACAACCUGCCUCUGAAAACAGGGGCACCUCUGCCGCCCACCCGGAGCGACAGCUAUGCGGCCUUUCGGCAGCGCGAACGGCCAGGCUCCUGGUCCAGCCUGGAGCAGAAGCGUUUCUGCCGGCCUCAGCCUGGCUUGGGCUCCCUGAAGGAGGCAUUGGGAGAGGACCAGCUGCACACAGUGCUGGAGAAAAGUCCCGAGAACAGUCCCCCCGUGGUGCCCAGGCACCAUUAUGGCCAGAAGGCCCAGCCCGGCCAGCCACUGCUACCCAGCAGCAUCUACCCGGUACCUUCCUUGGAGCCACACUUCGCUCAGGUGCCCCAGCCUCCUGCCAGCAGCAACGGCGUGCUCUACCCUGUGCUGGCCAAGGAGACAGCACACCCAGCAUCCCAGGGUGGGGGCGGCAGGGUGGCCUCCUUUGAUGAGAACGGGAACCAAAACGGGGCCAACAGGCCCACAGUGACCUUCUACCAGGCCACCGAACAUGAUCUGCCCUCUUCCAUGGAGAGGAAAUCUGAAACCACAGCCAAAGCUGUCCCCUACAGAGUCCAUUUCUCCUCAGUACCUGAAAACGCCGAGGACACCUCCUGGAAGAGACAUCUCACCCCUUACCAAGGCAACAGCGAGAGAAAGGGUCCCUACAGCCUCCAGUGCCCCGUGGCUCCAGUACAGCCAGUGAGUGAGGACAGGCCACCGUCCAGACCCUCAGAGCCCUGGGAAGGCGACUUCCAGGAGGAUCACAAUGCCAACUUCCGGCACAGGCCAGAUAGAGAAAACCUAGGCCAGGGCCUGACGACCAACUUUGGCAAAACCAAGUCAGCCUUCUCAUCUCUCCAGAACAUUCCUGACAGUCUCAGAAAGCAAAGCAGCCUGGAUCUCGCAGGGGGAGCCCAGGGAGGAACCCAGGGGGGCAGGCUCACCUGUGGUGGCAAUGCCCUGGUGGAAGACUCUGGAAAGAGGGCCACUCCUGAGCACAGGGGCCCCCUGGACAGGUCGGUGUGCUACCCACGGCCCGAGGGGAGAACCAGCGCCGCCUCCUCCUUCCACAGUUCAGACCUCACACUGGAAGAGCUGCGGAGCCCACCGUACCAGGAAGCAUCUGGCCUGGGCCGCAGGCGGCUCAGCUCCAGCAGUGCCUCGGCCUUGCAGGGCCUUCAGUACGGGAGGCCCCACUGCUCAGUGCUGGAAAAAGUGUCUAAGAUCGAGCAGCGAGAGCUGGGCAUUCAGAGAGCCCCGAGUGUGACCAAUUCCGGCCAGCACUACUGGCCCAACAAGACGGUGCCAGGGACUUGUGCGAACGAUCCAGAGGAACCAAAACCCGAUGUCCGCUUCUCCGAGUCGGCCGAGGCGCUGCGUAACGGAGAGCUACGCUUCGGAAAUGGGGACCCCAGGCUGGAAGAGGGCUCCUGGCCACCGGGCAGCCAGCAGCCGAGGAGGGGCAGUGCGGGUGGCCGAGGGCUUACCCUGCGAGCACCAGAACCCUCUAGGCCGGACGCCAGGCUGCUCCGCAGCCAGAGCUCCUAUCAGCUCUUCAGCGAGGAGGAAGAGGAGGCUGGCUGGCGGGAGGCGCGGCCCAGCACGCCCGAGUCGCCACCGCCGGAUGCCCCUUUCACCCGCGCCUACCGCAACAGCAUCAAGGACGCACAGUCUCGCGUCUUGGGAGCCACUUCCUUCCGGCGCCGUGACCUCGAGCCCGGGGCCCCGGGAGCAUCCAGGCCCUGGCGGCCACGGCCGGCCUCGGCCCAUGUGGGCCUGAAGAGCCCCGAGGCGCCAGCGCCCUCCGCCACUGCGCCCGCCUCUUCCCCGCACACGCCACGCGAGCGCCACAGCGUGAGCCCGGCUGAGGGCGCUGAUGCAUCCCGGGCCGUGCCCACCGCUGCUGCAGCCUCAAGGAGAGCGGGCCGCCGGCGCCUCACCCCCGAGCAAAAGAAGCGCUCCUACUCGGAGCCGGAGAAGAUGAACGAGGUGGGCGUCUGUGAGGAGCCCGAGCCAGCGCCCAUGGGCCCUCCCAGGCAGGAGCCGCGCUUCCCUGAGAGCACCGUGGCCGACCGGCGCCGUGUCUUUGAGCGCGACGGCAGGGCCUGCUCGACGCUCAGCCUGUCGGGGCCCGAGCUCAAACAGUUCCAGCAGAGCGCCCUGGCCGAUUACAUCCAGCGCAAGACCGGCCGGAGGCCCUCCUCGGCCGCGGCCGGCGGCCCCCAGGAGCCCACGCCGCUGCGGGAGCGCGCCCAGAGCACCUACCUCGCGCCGGGGCCUGCUGCGCACGACAGUCCGGGGCUGGGCUCGGCCACCAGCCUGAGCUCGCUGCGGGAACCCGCCCCGCAUCCCCGCAGGGAGGUCUCCGAGCUGCCACAGGGCCCGCGAGAUCGCAGCAGCUCCUUCGCAGGCGGUCGUCUCCUCGUGGAACGGCGACGCGUGGAACCCCCAACCCCGAGGGAGCUGCUGAGUGGAGCUCGUGGUGCACCGAGGGGCGCCCAGUGGUUGGACGAGACCCCUGGGGGACCUUCUUCCUGGGGAGCCAUGGCCAGCAGGGCCGGGAAGUCGGUGUCAGCUGAGGAUCUGCUAGAGCGCUCCGAUGUCCUGGCCGCCCCGGUCCACAUGAGGUCCCGGUCGUCUCCCACCGCAGACCACAAACGCCAGGAUGUGCUUCUGGGGGAAGAUGGUAGCUUCAGUGUGGGGAAGGACCCCCGUCCCCUGGCUGGUGCUGGGCCCAGGUCACUUGAUUGUACCAGCAGAGCUGGAGAAGAUAGGUCAUCGCGCAUCCAUCAGCUUACUCCACGCUGGACUGAACCAGGCUGCAAAGCCAACAUUCUUUCCGUUGGGCCCAGUGAAUGUCCUGCAGCCAGAGACCAGCAGAGGCAGGGUGGCAGAGGCCCCUGCCCCAGGCCACCCCCCUCAGCUGUGCCCGGGCCCCUUCUCGACCCCCGGGAGAACCCACCAAUGCUACAUGGCUCCCCUCAGCCUGCCCCGCUGCCUUUGACUUGCUGCUCCCAAUUUGCCCCUGACCAGCAGGCUGGAAGGGACGGGCAAGCAGGACGACAGCCCUUUCCAGUUAGCAGCUCUGCUGUGACAGCCCUCAGGGGUGAUGGGGAGACCGUGAGCCGGCCUCCGAGCCCCAGGGGCCCUGCACCCAGCAGCCCAGAGCCUGGGGAGGAAGAGGGCCUAAGGAAGAGGGUGUCACAGGCCCAGCGACCCCUGGCAGCUCGGGGGCGGUGGGUGUCCACAGGCCUGGAGGACAGCCUUCCCGGAGGGUCCUGCACCCCUGAGAAUGUGGACCCGAAGCCCUGUUGGAAGCAGUGGGCUCCCCCAAGCUCCUGCAGCACUUCCGAGCCAGCCUCGCCACCCGGGGUGCCCAACUUCCCUGGGAGGGUCUCUCUGCGGAUCUCAGAGUCCACGUUGCAGGCAUCCCCGCCGCCCCAGGACAAUGACAACGAUGACGUGUUUGUAAAGGACUCGCACCCCAAGGCCACGUCCAGCCCCAUGUUUGAAGAUCUGCCUCCACCCCCACCUCCUCCACCGAGCCAGGAAGGCCCUGCCGACAGCAUGGAGGACUUCCCUCUACCUCCUCCACCACCGCCGCCGCAGGCUGCCCCCCCAGCGCCCCUGGAAAGCAAGGAUGGCAACAGCGAGGGGUCCCACCCUGGCUCCAGAAAACUGUCCAGGGUGACAGCAGCGAGGGAACGGCACGUGCUUGGUGCAACCCGUCUUGCCGAGAGUCAGCGACUAGACUGCAGACCCUUCACUGCCCCUGCCAGGGACUCGGGGCCGCCGUCCACUGUGGGUGGCCAGCAGCCAGGCCCUGGACAGCCACCUCCACCCUGGGCUCCAGGCCUCCCCACCGAGGCAGCCAGCGGAACCCAGGCUCCCGCAGCACAAGUGGGUGCUGAGCCCCAAAAGACCUCGGAAGACAUCCGAACAGAGGCUCUGGCCAAGGAAAUCGUUCACCAGGACAGAUCGUUGGCGGAUAUUUUGGACCCAGACUCCCGCAUGAAGACCACCAUGGACCUCAUGGCAGGCCUCUUUCCCCGACGAGCUCACUCGCCGAAGGACAGCAGUGCAAGGGCCAAGGUGGCAUCCAGGACCCACAGCUGCCUGGGCCCUGAAGACAGGAGGAGUGAUGACCAGGAGGUGGCCAGUAUGCUAGCCGCCUGCCCCGCUGCCUACUACAGUGUGUCCGCGCCCAAGGCUGAGCUUCUGAACAAAAUCAAAGACAUGCCGGAGGAGGUGACCGAGGCGGAAGAGCAGGUGGAUGUUAACGAGAAAAAGGCGGAGCUCAUCAGCAGCCUCACCCACAAGCUGGAGACGCUGCAGGAAGCCAAGGGGAGCCUGCUCAUGGACAUCAAGCUCAACAACGCCUUAGGAGAGGAAGUGGAGGCGUGGAUCAGCCAGCUGUGCAAGCCCAACGAGUUUGACAAGUACAAGAUGUUCAUAGGGGACCUGGACAAGGUGGUGAACUUGCUACUGUCACUCUCGGGGCGCCUGGCCCGCGUCGAGAACGUCCUCAGUGGCCUUGGAGAGGAUGCCAGUAACGAGGAACGGAGCUCUCUGCACCAGAAGAGGAAGAUCCUGGCCGGGCAGCACGAGGAUGCGCGGGAGCUCAAGGAGAACCUGGACCGCCGGGAACGUGUGGUGCUGGACAUCCUGGCCAACUACCUGUCAGAGGAGCAGCUGCAGGACUACCAGCACUUCGUGAAGAUGAAGUCCAUGCUACUCAUCGAGCAGCGCAAGCUGGACGACAAGAUCAAGCUGGGCCAGGAGCAGGUCAAGUGCCUGCUGGAGAGCCUGCCCUCUGACUUCCUCCCCAAGGCUGGGGCCCUGGCCCUGCCCCCAGACCUGGCUAACGAGCCACCCCCAGCGGGUGGCGGCUUCCCACCAGCAGCCUCUUCCAGAAUGCCCAACCAAAAGAGCACCUCUCUCAGCACCGUUUAAUACGAGAAGACAUUUUGGUACAAGCUUUCUCGGGAU